CCGAUGGAUGCGAUGGCGUUUCAACGAGCUUUUCAUAGGUGAAGGAAGAAAAAACACUAAAGAGGAAACAAACCAUCCAGACAUGCGGAACCAAGACCGCGGCCUUCGUCGCAACAAUUAGUCCCGUUGGAAAAGUUCCAUCUUUUUCGAACGUCUAAACGGCCUUAGUCACCAUCAAUCACACCACUCCUCGAUAGAUCCCCCGCGUCUUUGCCCCGAUCGUCUCUCAGUCGCGCGGUCCGCCACGAUACUUGCCACAAAGCGCCGCUACGCCCAGCCGCACUGAUGUCCCGAAUGAACCGUUACAAUUAGCUUGACGUUCCUGCCACCAUCUUGGCAGACACAUUUCUAGCUGGUGGGCGCCGGCCUAGACCCGCCUGGCUACCCAGCAUCCUAGCCUAGGGUGCUAACCCGGCAGCUGUAGCUCUUUGAUCGACACCACUUUCUUCGUUCCCUUGGCGCAGCCUUUCGAGUCUCGUUCAUUUUCUUCAAUUUAUUUCGUUAUUUUUUAUAUGUUUUUUUUUAUUCGUCCUCUUGCCCAGUAAAUUCAUCACGCCACUUAGUCGGCGGACCAGAAAUUCCAGGUUGCUCAAAAACAGCUCUUCUUAGCAAAGUUCCCGACCAUGAGCUCCGCAUCCUUUGACUUCUAUUCCCAACCGAAAAACAACCCGCUCCAUACCAAUAGUAUGAAGCGUAGUCUGUAUCAAUGAUCUGGUACCUUUUAUAUCCGCUCCGGGGCACCACCGAAGCUCCUGUACUCGCGCCGUCUCAUCCUUUCAGAAGGAGCCUCACUCGUUAUGGACGUUACGUUGCGCGACAUGUCGAUACGGUACUUUUGCUUGCCGUUGCCGUUGCGGCCGUCUUGACAUACCCAUUCCCAUUUCUGUAUACAACAGACUUCUCAAAUGGUGCAUCCAACCUCCCCCACCAUGUCUGGACCGAUGCGCAAGCCGUCAAGGCGCAAGCCGGAUUUGAGCCGGAUGUUAUCAUGCGCACUGUCUGGGUGCAUGGCAGCUAUAUGAAGGCUUUGGACCGCGAGGUGAUACUGGGCGCACUCGAGCUGCAGAACGAACUGCUAGGCCCGACCAAGGACUUCAACCCCAGACGACCCCUCGCCAUGGCUACCGUCACGGGGCUCCCCAACGGAGAUUUGACUCCUGAGGAGCGCGAUACCUUCCACGUCAUCAACGGACGGAACAACAUGUCGUGGUUCUACCACUCACCCCUCCAGUACUGGUCAGGAGAUGCGCAGAAGAUUAUAGACGAUCAAGACAUCAUCGGGACCGUAAACGCCAAGAAGACUUUGUCGACAUCGGUAAACGUGACCUUGCGACAUUCGAUUGUAUUCAGUGGCAAGCGGUUCGAGGAUCGUCGCCUCGUUGCCGCCGAUGCGCUGGUCAUCACGCUUGUUCACCUACGAGACUCUCCAGUGGGUCGCCAAUGGGCAAGAAAAGCAGAGGCGCUGGCACUGCGCAUGAAACACAAAUGGACGGCCUAUCCUGCCGAUGGGCGCAGCAUGCCUAGCCAGUUGUACGAGUUUCAAUUUCGCCCAAUAUCCUUCUGGGAUCUGGUAUGGCUCAGCUCAGCCUACUUUCUCACCUUUAUCUAUUUCCUGCACAGCCUUUCGAAGCUGCGCGCAGUCAAGUCAAAGACUGGCUUGAUACUCACCGUUAUCGUGCAGAUUUUCGCCUCAGUAAUAUCGAGUUUCACUGUUUGCGCAGUGUUUAAAAUCGACUUGUCCAGGAUCCCUCAGGCAGCCUAUCCUAUCGUCGUCUGGUCGAUGAGCUUGGAGAAUAUGUUCAGACUCAUCAACGCUGUCAUUGUAACCCCAUCAGAGGCCAGCACUGGCAACAGGAUUGGCCAGGCUUUUGGUGAGACGGCGCAUGUUGCAUUGGCUAGUGUCCUGCAAUAUUUGCUCAUCAUACUAGGCUUGUCUCGUGUUGUCUUCCCUGGAGUGUCGGCCUUUUGCGCUUUUGCGGCAAUCGCAAUUCUUUUUGACUUCUUCUAUCUUUCGACGUUCUUCUUAUCGGUUUUGAGCGUCGAAGUCAGGCGCACCGAGCUCAGCGACGCACUCGAGAAGUCAUCUAAAAAACACACCAGAGCCGUUUCCGAGGAACGCCCCCAGAAGUCUUGGAUGGAGCCACUUUUUCAGGGGAAAAUCGCACUGUCUACACGUAUCGCCGGGAUUAUCGUUAUGCUCGCCUUUGUUCUCGUUGCACAGUGGCACUUCUUUCAAAGCGAAACGGUCCUGCGAACCUUGGGAAAAAUGUUUAGGAGGAGCAAAGCUACUGACCCAUCCAAGCCAUCCUUGCUGGUCGAUGUUCAUCAGGCAAGAAGCCCUACCUCAUGGCUACGUCUCCAGGACCAUGAUACAGCAAGGGAAGUGAUACACGUGGUGAAGCCCAAAGCCCACAGUUAUGUCGCACGUGUUUAUGACCCGCUCGUUUUCGUCAUGAAGGGAUCCGAUAGAAACCCCCCGAGGGGCGAACGCCUCUUACUUCCAGCAGUAUACGAUUUUGUACAUCACCAAACCUUGCCGCUCAUACUCGCGAUAGUCGUUCUCUUAGCUCUUGUUCGACUAUUGCUCAACUACCUACUCUGGGAUGAGAUCGCAGGAGCGAGGGGUGGGCAUGAAGCGGACGAUGAUCCACUAAUUUCGGUCAAGACUGUGAAUUGCGGUCACACUUUGGAUGUGGCCAUGAUGGCAGCCACUCCGGAUGGACGCGUGGUUUCGGCUGGUCUCGACCGGAUGAUCUGGGUCUGGGAUGUUAGGUUCUUGGGUACAAGCUACGUUGUGACGAGUCCAGAUGUCCCCGAAAGAGACCCAUUUCCAGUGCUCGGCAUGGCGAUCGACGAUGAAUCGCACUGGCUUGCACUGCUAUCUUUGUCAAAAAUUCGGCUGUGGGAUCUGGGCAGACGGACAUGGGGUCCAUCCGUGAAGGUUGAACUUUACGGCCAGAAAGCCGAGGCUUUCUAUUUUAGUAACAGACGGAAAGGCGCCGAUCUUUCGAUUGUGUUGAUGAGACGAAAUGGCACUAUGGUAGAGGUGUGGCCCGAUUCAGGCGAGUCGAGGGAGUAUGUUGUUUGCAAGAGUCCCCUGAGCUGCGCGGUGCCUCUUGCAGACAAUCUUACUUCGAGUCAAGCUACAUCAUUCCUGACACUUUCUCGACGAUCAUGUAUACACAAGGGGACGACGAUUGGCGAUCAGUGGGAGAUAGAGGAGGUCAAGCUUCCGUCGGGCGAGAAGGACAUCCAUGCAGUUCUCCCUAUGCCGUCAUACUCGGCAUAUCUGGCUGUCCGGACAUCAUCUGUGGAGCUCGUCGAUUUCGCCACAUCUUCUGUCAUACACACGUUUUUAACCGACCAAAUCCAGCCCAGGACGCUGAACUUUUUCCACUCAUACCCCCGAAAGACAGAGUCCGGUGCCAAAGGGCUCAGCUCAUUUACACUGGUCUACAUAAAGGCGGAAUCGGGCGAUUGUAUCCUGCAGACAUACCUUCCAGCUGCAGAAGAGGGCGGUACCAUCGGCAUUCGGAAUUCUCCUUCUGGUGCCUGCGGAGGAUGCUCAUGGAAAGAGACCCGAGAGGUUAGACGGACUGUGGAAAACCCGGGGGUUUGGGCGGCCUUGCCAAGCGGCUGUGUAGUGGGCAUACGCCAAAAGCGCCCCAGGAAGUCGACACCGCCGCCUGAGCCUCCUGUACAAACAAACGGAAAAGUGCGACGGCGGAGGGCCACGCCACCACUGCAGUACCUCUCAGGCAGCAGGGCUGAGGAUAACCACGAGGUCUGGACAGUUACGCAGCUUGAGAAGAAGGGCGACUAUAACACGAGGCCACUGAUGCUGGAGGAUGAGGGAGAUCUAUUAGAUCAGCACCUCAUGAUAUCGGAGCUCGGCCCUAUGGUCAAGGUCGGUAUGGGGAGCAUCGCCGUUGCGUUCGGCAACAUCAUCAAAAUCAUCACCAUCGGUCACGAGCGCUUUGGAAGAGGAUUUUAUGACAGCGAUGGCCUGGUUGGUAGCCGCAGGCGAAAACUAGGGGCCAGUUCUGCGAGGCAUCACCGAGGUACAAUUACGCCGGGUUGACAUGGGUCUACACCAUCAUGUUAUCCUGGGGCGGCGUUUCGGUUUGCUAUUUUUUUGACAUUUGAAUUUUCUUUUGCACUUUUCUUUCUUUCUUGUCUUCUGCGACUAUACUAUACCCCCUCUGUUUGUAGUUCGCACUUUUAUGGAUUGAACGUGGUUGUCGGACAAUUUUCUUUUUGUGUUUAUAGCAGUACAUAUCCCUCACGGGGUCGCUACAAGGGAUGGAUGCGGAUGAUCAAUGUGUAGGAGUAAUACGAAGCAGAAAAGCAGGCGUGGGAAGUAGCAUACCUGAACCUCGAUUCCUUUCCAUUUUUAUUUUAUUUUAUUUUACCAAAAAUCGUGUUGUGUUAGUCAAAUCAACAAAC
This is a messenger RNA of Pyricularia grisea, 4446 nucleotides long. RefSeq lists its product as uncharacterized. Gene Ontology annotation, cellular component: Golgi membrane; endoplasmic reticulum membrane. The transcript is spliced from 3 exons. Lineage: Eukaryota; Fungi; Ascomycota; Sordariomycetes; Magnaporthales; Pyriculariaceae. Gene Ontology annotation, biological process: SREBP signaling pathway. The record is from RefSeq and is a predicted model, not a curated record. The coding region runs from base 707 to 4081 and encodes 1124 amino acids. Gene Ontology annotation, molecular function: protein binding; sterol binding.